UCAAAUUAUAGAAAAGUAAUAUACAAGGCUAAGAAUUGGCGUGCUGCCAAUUUGCUGUCCAAAUCGUAUAAAAAAUAUCGUCAAGGCGAACACAAACACUCCGACAAAGCUUUGAAAAUAAACUCAACCCUUGAAAUUCUCUUUCCUUUCUACGCCUCAAUUAUGUUGAUUUUUGAUUGAGCAGUGAUUCCAAUUAACCUUCGUAUUGAGCUUUGACUGUGAAUGGACACUGAUGUGGAGAAGGUUUACGUUGCUGUUGGCAACGAUUUGCAGGAUGGACUCAAGACUUUGGCUUGGACUCUUGCAAAGUUUGAGUCUCAGCCAUUCUCCAUUGUCAUUCUUUAUCUUACCUAUGACAUCUCCAGGGAUCUUGUUUACACCCCGCUUGGCUGCAAGCUUCCUGCAACUUCUGUCAGUGAUGAGGUGCUGGAAGAUCGUCGGAAGCAUGAAGAAGGGAAGAUUGAAGAGUUACUCUCCAAGUAUAAAGCUUUCUGUGCCAAGGUAAAAGCUGAGACUCUGAAAAUUAGAAAAAGCGACGAACCUGUUCAUAAACUGUUGUUAGAUUUGAUCUCAGAACUCAGAAUAACCAAACUUGUGAUGGGAAUUGCUUUCAUGAAAUCCCCAUCAGGAUCAGGUCAUUUCAUCAUCUUCAGGAAAUCAAGAAGUGCGAUUAGUGGGUCGUUCUUUGUCCACCUACACAAGCCUGAAUACUGUGAAUUGUUCAUAAUAUGUGGAGGGAAACUUGUGUUCCUUAAGGGAAAUAACGAGGAAGGAGUAAUGGAGGAUGAUCAAGGAGUCAGACUUGCAAGAAUGAGAGGCAACUUAAGAAGUAGAUUAACUAAAAUAUUCACAGAAAAUUAUUCUAUGGGAAGAUCGUCUCACUUACCAAAUUCACCAAGAAACUUGGACUCCCCUGAUUCACAGAAUAACUGGGAAAACCAUGUCCAGGAGAUAGAAAAUUAUUUCUACCAAUUGAUGUCUUUGAACUUAGAUGAAGCAAAUCCUGAAGCUGAGUAUGAAGUUCUGCAAACAAGUCCAAUGGAAGCAAUUUUGGUAGAACUUGAGGACUCUAAUAUGAGUGUUGCAGAAAAAGUGGAAUCUCUGAAAAGUAAACUAAAGGAAGCUGAGGAGAUGAUCCAGCUGCAUAGGAAAGAGGCGAAAACCAACACUGAAAGAUGCAAAAAAGCUCAAUGGGCUAUAUGUUUAUGCACCACCAGUGCUGAGAAACUUGAAAGUCUAAGAAAAGAAGAGCUGGCAAGUCGUUUAGAAUUACAGGAAAAUUUAGAUGAUGAGAAAGAACAACUGUAUGAAAUCACAAGAGAUGUAGAGGAGAGCAAAAAAAGAUUGAGUUCAGUUUCGGAACUCCUAUCCGAGCUGUCAAACAAGCUUCAAUUGUCAACAAUAGCAAAAGGGCAUGCGGAGAAACAAUUGGAGAGGGAGGUGACUGCAAGAGCGGAAAUGGUUAGAGAGAUUGAGGAGCUGAGACGACAACGAGAUGUUCUUCAUCGUAGAAUCGAGUUUUGUAAAGAGAAAGAUGCCAUUGCAAUGGUCACAAGGUCUAGUGAUGAACUGAUAAGCUGUGGUUAUAAAGAGUAUGCAGCUGAGGAGAUUAGAGUGGCCACUGAUGAUUUUUCUGAACAUUUGAGAUUGAAGCGUGGUGAAGAUUGGACAAAUGUGUAUCGAGGACGAAUUCAUUUUUCAUCUGUUGCCAUCAAAAUGCUCAGCUCAGGAUUGUCCCAUGAUGACUUCCAGGCUACGGUGAAGCUUCUUACAAACAUUAGACAUCCUCAUUUGGUUGCCAUAAUGGGUUUCUGCUCGGACCUAAGAUGUAUAGUUUUGGAGUAUAUGCACAAUGGUAAUUUAAGGGACAUUUUAUUUACCUCUAAAAGGAACUACAGCAAACAUGGACGGGCUCUUUGGUGGGCCGACCGGAUUCGCAUUGCUCAGGAAGUUUGCUCGGCUGUCGGUUUCCUCCACUCGGCAGAGCCCAGGCCCAUUGUCCAUGGCCACCUCACACCAUCAAAUAUCCUCCUUGAUCGCAAUCUUGUUGCAAAGAUUAGUUGUGCUGGGUUGGGAAGGUUUAGUGAUCAAUGCGAUGAAAGAUUGGAUGUUCGAGCAUUUGGGGUGGUGUUGCUGCAUCUUUUAGCAGGGAGGAAUUGGGCCGCACUACUUGAGGAGGCAACGAUGUUGGAUCAGACGGCCCUGGUCCAAGUUUUGGAUGAGAUGGCUGGACGCUGGCCCUUGGAUUUGGCAAAGGAUAUGGCCAGGAUAGCAAUGAAAUGUUUGUCAGUAUGCCAAGAGGCCCAUAAAGAUCUGAGAAUUACAAGUGUAACGAAAGAGCUUCAUGAAUUGAGGAAAAAGGCUGAUGGUUUGGCAGCAAGAGGAGUUAGUAAGGAGGUGACUGAUACUUUUGCAAAUAAAGAAGAAGAUUCAACUGAUAUUCCCAGGGUUUUUCUGUGCCCUAUAUUUCAGGAAGUAAUGAAAAAUCCACAUGUAGCAGCAGAUGGAUUUUCUUAUGAGUUGGAAGCAAUGGAGGAAUGGCUGGGAACGGGACAUGACACUUCUCCAAUGACAAAUCUAAGACUUGACCACAAAUUCCUCACCCCUAACCUUACCCUUCGUUCCCUCAUUCAAGAUUGGCUCAACAAAGACCCAACUGUUUCUUCUUAAAAUAACACACUAAAGUUUUAUAUUCUCUCUUCAAAUUUCAUCUGGUUAUUCUUAUCUUCCCCAAUUGCAUUGAGCAACUGGCCAAGGUUUUGUUUAAAGAUUUAUCUGCCAAAGAAUAUACUUAAAGAAUGUUUUAGCUUUGUAUAUAGUAAGAAUCAAUCAUGUUUUUCAAUUACAAGGACAAAUUUCCCAGGGGCGAAAACAAAUAGGUUACAAAUA
This is a messenger RNA of Mangifera indica (mango), 2889 nucleotides long. Its product is annotated as putative U-box domain-containing protein 50. The coding region runs from base 223 to 2670 and encodes 815 amino acids. The record is from RefSeq and is a predicted model, not a curated record. Gene Ontology annotation, molecular function: ATP binding; ubiquitin-protein transferase activity; protein kinase activity. Gene Ontology annotation, biological process: protein phosphorylation; protein ubiquitination. Lineage: Eukaryota; Viridiplantae; Streptophyta; Magnoliopsida; Sapindales; Anacardiaceae. The transcript is spliced from 8 exons.